UGGCUCUGCCUCUACACGUCAGCGCGACGAUUACGUACCGUAUUUUGUUUCGCGUCGGCGUACUGUACUGUUUCUGCAACCGCGUGCAUAAUUGUAUAUACAUGUAAUUCCGCGCAACCCGUUUUUUGUACGUGCCGAUGUCAUUGACCAUCCUUGUGGGUCUUAACGCCGGAGCGAACACCGCUUGUCGUUGGCUGCGUUGUCGUGACGGUUUGUCGCACGUCGGCCGCCGAAAACCUCGUAGUCAAGUUGUGUUGACGGUGUGUUCGUCGGCCAUCAACCGUCGUUGGCGCUCGCGUCAAGCAUUAUAACCGCGAUUCGCUGUUGUGGGGCCGCCGUAGACCGCAAGCGUCCGAGCAUUGAUUAUUCACGCCCUGCCGUCCGCCAAGACCACUGUCGCCGUUUCAGCGCGGAAUUUUGCGCCGUGUGUGGAUCCAGACGACUCUGUGGAGACCGUCAGGUUACAUUUUUGUAUUGCCACUUUUAAAAUUUGUUGUUACCUGGCUGUGCAUGUUAUUUUUGUUACAUCUUAUGAAUUAAUAUUUAAAUUGCACAAUGACGACACAAUGUUUCGAGUUGCCGUCUCUAGUUUAGAUGGCUAGAGCCAAUUUUGUUUCUUAGCUGUAAGAUUUAAGGGUGCCCGAUUUCAUUAUUAUUAUCCGUAUUUAUUAUAUUUAUGCGCUCAGCGCUUUACACCUAAUUCCAAUUUGUUUGUUUGCGAGAUUUGUUCACCGGGAGGGCAACCUUUUCCUAAAUAUACCGCUAGUCGGUAUCGCCAACCGCCUAUUUGUAGGAGCGAUAUCGGCGAUUAAACAUAGUUACUCAGAUACCAAUACAUUCGUACUGCGCCAUUUUUUUUCGUGACAUUUUACCAAUACUUUAUAUUAUUUAAUAUUGUUGAUUUUCAUCGAUGAAAGUACCCAAACCUGCCGCCCAGCGCGCCAACCUAUGGCUACGUUUAAUUUCGCAGCAGAGGCCAUUAAUUUUAAAAAAGUCUGACAGCGGUUAUUCAAAAGAAUUAAAGAUGUUUUCCAGAUAGGGAUUAACUUUAUGAUGUUAACAAUGUCGUUCGGAGAUUUUGUCCCAAAAAAAAAAAAAAAAUAGCCGGAGUCGUAUAUAGAUAGGUUCUGUUGUACAGCACUCGACACAAGUAAAUAAAAUACUAAAAAAAAAGAAUCAUUCCUGCCUAUUUGGCGUUCGGGUGGUCCGAGUUGUAACGCUUCGUAAAGUUCAAUAUUAAUGUGAUAGAACGUACAAUAUUAGGACUGUAUAACAGCAAAUAAAGCUAUGUGACCAAUAUUAUAGCCAAUUUAUAAUGUACCCUUUCUAAAAAUAAUAUGUCCGAAUUUGGAAUUUGUACUAAAAUGAUCAUAACAAUAUUUACUUAUAAGUAAUUAAAAUACAAUGAGGCUCCUGCACAUUUAUUUACAGUACGGUAGUUGAAGUAGGUGGAGUGCUGUAUUAUGACCGUUUUCCGUCUUCAUUAUCGAACUAGAAACAAUAAUAAUAUAUGAUACGCAGGUAUGACGGAUAGUAAUAUGGCAAAUAUUAAUCGGGUCUCAACUCCGAGGAUCUGACACGAAAACAAAACUCUGGCUUUUUAAUAUUAAACAGAAUCAAUUAUGAAACUUCAUAUUUUGUGUUACAAUAUAAUUAUGUCGUCACGAUAAUCAUCAAUGAUAAUAUUUGUCUCUCCUAUUAUAUUGUUUCAGACGAUCAAAUGACAGGUACUUGGAUAGAUCCUACCCCAGAUCCAAGUACCUAUGUAAAUUCUGGUGAUGAUGACUGGCAGAGUUAUUUGGGCCCAAAUGCAUCUGGUGCGAUGCUGUCGACGACAGCGACAACGACGUGGGGAACGCCGCCGCCGCCAUACAACGCGAUCAACGACAACUCCAACGACGUCAGAGCGGUGAACAAAGAGAAUUUCGGCAGGGGAACUUUAAGAGUGGUUCCAUUCGAGUUCAUCACUGAUGGAAACCUUGUGAUGAAACCCUGGUUUCGACCCUAGAGGACCCAACUUAUACACCUAUCGUAACAAGAAGAAAAAGCAGCAGUUGAAAAUCGCUCCGUUGCACGUUGCGCCUGUGAAAUAUAAAAAAAAAAAAUAUCAUAACAUACGAUAAUAUUGACAUGGGUGGAUAAAAAUGAAUAAUAAUAUGGUCGCGAAAGGAUGACAUCAUCGUCUCUGUUAAUAUACUACCAGAAACAUGUCAAAUGAUUUUUUUUUCAUCCACAUACUCAGAAGAUGCCAUGAUGUUUGCUAAUGCUAUUGCACCUAUGUCUGUCAUCCUAACAUUAAAACAUGAAGAAGAAACAUUGGAUAAUGUGAGACAAUACUACGUUAAUUGCAAUAACAAAGAAGAUAAAUACAAUAUUUUAAUGAAAAUUUAUCUAGGAGUGACUAUUGGACAAGCUAUGAUUUUUUUGUCAGACAAAAAAAAUGGCUUCAUGGUUAGUCAAUAAAAUGAUAGAACAAGGACAUGCUGUAGCUUUAAAUGCCUUACUCAAGUCAAUUUAGUUACGGUAUAUAUGGUAAUUCUUUAUCAUAUAUCUUUUCUAUAUUCUUUAUAAGUUAAAUUUCCUUUAAGUUACUAUCAAUCGUUGUUUAUAGAUAAUGUAUACGUAUGUAAGUAUAUUUAUAUAUUUAAAAUAUGUAAUAUUUUAAAAAUGUUAUCUUUUUUUAUGUAAUCAUAAGAGCUCUCACCUCCGUCUCAAGUAUGCUUAAAGAAGCAGAGCAAAUUUAUUGUACUAAUUAUGCAUCUUAUAUUUCCAAUGUUAAAUUUGCAAAUAAAUAAAUAUAAAUCAUUAUAUUAUUUUAAAUGAAUUUAUAAAAAAGUU
This is a messenger RNA of Myzus persicae (green peach aphid), 2838 nucleotides long. RefSeq names its product ATP-dependent RNA helicase DDX25-like. Bases 2215 to 2463 code for a protein of 82 amino acids. The record is from RefSeq and is a predicted model, not a curated record. Lineage: Eukaryota; Metazoa; Arthropoda; Insecta; Hemiptera; Aphididae. The transcript has 3 exons.